AGUGAGAAGUUUAAUUAAUAUAUAAGCAUUCCACAGCAUUCAAUUCAGUGAUAUGUUUCUAUUUAGCUAGCAAAAUAAUUAUAUUGUAGCUUCGAAGAAAAUAAAUAGAAACGUAACGUGGUGCAGUCGAAACUCGAAGUUAGUUAGUCAGCUAGUGUCAACGUAUCGGGACAACAGUGUUGAGUGCGCCAUUGAGCUUGCGAUAAAAAAGAAACAAGAAAUGUGUUUAUCGUUUCUCGUUAAUUUGCCGAGGUUUUGGUCAGUGCUAUAAAUCGUAAUGUGGCAAACGUUGAACAUUUAGGAUAAAACAGUUAUGGCCGGUUGUUCAAAUCAGUGUAGCAAAACAAAGUUCAGUGGUUUCAGGAAAGGACCGAAAUUACGAUCAUGGAUUUGGUGUAUCGUCGUACAAUUUACGCUCACUUUGCCCUGUUUAUUUUCAACUCGUCUCGAACAGGAUCCCGUGGUGAUCGUUCCCGAUAGAGACAUUAAUUUGGUGUACGGAAAGCCACUCGAAAUAUUUUGCAUCGCAGAAGCCAACUAUACAUCGAGUGACCUAAAGUUUACGGUUGGCGAAGAGACUCUCGACUCGGAAGUGGUGAACAGCACGACUCGUCGCCUGUACAUCGAAAAUGUCGAGAGACAAGUGAGAACAUACUAUUGCAGGAACGUACGGAGUAACAAGCGUGACAUCCGACGUGUCGUGGUGGAUACUCCGCCAGAGAACGUGACAGAUUUUAAAUGUAUCUCCAAGAAUUUCGAAUCCUUGAGGUGCUCCUUUAGAACACCAGAUUUAAUAAGCAAUGUGCAAUACAAUUUGACAUUCUCUGUAAACGACAACGUAGUUAACCCGCCCUGCACUGCUAAACGGAUAGACGCAAACACCAGGUACUGCGAAUGGAACACGGUCAAUACACAGCCGAGAUACAGACAGAGCGAGGAACAGCUGUACUUCAACCUCCAUGCGAAGAGCGACCACUUUGGAUCUAAUAACCAAACUUUUAUUAUUGACCACUAUGAAAUUGUAAAACCAGAUCCACCACUAGGAUUGAAAAUAGUGAAAAAUGGCUCCCAUAGUGUCACACUGGAGUGGAAGUUGCCAAACAACAUAUUGGAUUUCUUGCCUUGUGGUGUCGAUCAUAUAAUUGAAUAUCAAAUUGCUAAAAUUGACAACAGAACCCAUUUCCACCGGGUGAAUGCAACACUUCCACCAAAAAAUCAAACAUACAGAUAUCAAUUAGCUAAUCUACCAUAUGCUCAUGUGCAGUAUGAGGUGAGAGUGUACAUUAAAUCCAAGAAAGCAUUUGCAACAGAAUUCUUGUCAAACUUUUCUUAUCUUGUAUUCUAUACCUUGAGUGAAAAACCCAGUAGACCCCCAGAGUUAGUUGCUGGAGCAUUUGACCAUAGUACUUACUUCGAUAGAAGAAUAUUAUGUGUUUAUUGGAAGCAGCUGGAAGAGUAUGAGGAGUCAGGAACUAACUUCACUUACAAAGUGGUCACUUCUCAAGGAAAUACUACGCACACCUUAUUCCCUGACAAAUCUAAAAGCCUCGGCUACAUCUUCUUGAACACAACUCUAGAUGCUAUUAAUGUUCACGUCUGGUCUUUUAACUCGAAAGGGUCUUCGGCUAACAACAGCUAUCUUUAUAUACCACCAGACAAACAAACUCGACUUUUUACACCUAAAUCUUUUACCAAGCUAGCAUAUGAAAAUGGUACAUAUGAGUUGUCCUGGAAACUAGAUGAAAAAAUUGAUAAUUACACACUAUUUUGGUGUAAACAUAAUGCAAGUAGGAGUUGCUCAGGAAGAAUGGACUUUACGGUUUUGAGCCCAGAAAAAAAGAAGCAUGUAAUAGACCUGCCAAACCAGUACAGAUAUCAGUUUGCAAUAGCAGCUAAUUACGGCACACAGUCCAGUGGGAUGGUUUGGGAGCUAUAUUGUGAUAUUUCUAAAGAUGGAUAUGUCAUGUACGGAUAUCCUGUUCGUCUCUCUAAUGGCACUCCAGGUAAAAGAUCUGUAACACUAAAUUGGGAAAUGAAUUGUGCAGUUGUAGAAGGUAUUAUUUUGGGCUACAACAUAAGCUACUGCCCAAUAGUAGAAACCAGUAGCAACUGCGAUCCAAAUUUUCCGAAAAAUCAUACAUAUGUGGGUAAUCCUAAGUAUUCAUCAACAACAAUCAGGGAUCUCCUACCAUACAAAACUUAUCAAUUUACUUUAGCACUGAAAACUAUAUAUGGCCUAAAAAACAUUGAAAAUGCAACAUGCCAAACUACUACAUCUGAAGAUGUACCUACAAAACCAAUUAAUGUUAAAAUAUCAGAUGUUAAAAAUGAUUCAUUAGUAAUCGCCUGGGAUCCACCACUACAGAGAAAUGGCAACAUUGGCAAGUAUGUCAUACUCAACUAUGAUACUGAGUUCUAUGUUGACAAUGUACCAGGAACUGAUAAAUCUAGUAGAAAAGUAAAACUGACCGGCCUACAAGGCUUCACUAAUUACUCCUUUGCAGUAAAAGCCUGUAAUAUACCCCUAAAUGUGUGCUCCGAAGUAAAACUGAAUGAUUAUAAAUUUGUUAGAACACGAAUAGGACCUCCCGGUAGACUAAAAGCACCCAAUGUAAAGAACAGUGGGGAGAUAACAUGGGAGAAGCCAGAACACCCUGGAGGAACAUUAGAUAGGUAUCAAAUUAGAAGAGUAAAAGAUGAGUAUGAGGCUGAGAUUUAUAAUUCUACUGAUUUGACAUACAACUUGCACCAAUGUGAGAGUGGUGUUUCCUCAGAAACAUAUGAAGUGAGGGCAAUAAACUUUGAUGAGGACUUAUACCAUGGUGUUAUAUUAAUUGAUGAUGUGGAUCCACCCAAAAGAACUAAUGAAACUGAAAUGAAUGAGUAUCCUGGGGAGUGGAGUGAGCCAAGCACUGUAGCAUGCAGAGGUAAUAGUGGCCUCGCUAUUAUCUCUAUAUUUGCUGGAAUCUUUGCUGCAGUAGGAGUGGCAUAUGGAUCCAUAAAAAUCUACAAAAGUUAUCGUAAAAUGGAAGAUAUCAAACCGGUGUUGCCUCAUGGGCUUGGCGAACCCGAAAAAGAUAUAUCGAAGUAUACUUUCGGCAACUGGAACCCUAAUAACAAGGAGGAGAAGCCCUCAUCCGAUGAAAUGCUGCUUCUUCCUAACAGCAAAUCAGUCACGACAUCUUCAGAUGUUAAGCAGAAAGACUCGAACGGCGACACAAGUGACCAAACAGACAGUACCGCUCUGUCAGAUUCUUCAAAAGGCACCAUUGAUAGGCAGGCCUCUACCUCAGAUGACGGAUCUGACUCAUCUCUUAACUUAGAAAUUGAACCAAUAAAGAUGAAAAAUGAUAAGGAGGAGGACGACGAGGCUUCGUCUGCUAUUGACACAGCAAGUUCCUGUGAAAAUUCACCAUAUCUUAGUAAUGAAACAUUCAAGAAAACCCCCACCAGUGGUUAUAUCCAACAACCUGUAGUGAAUGCAAAAACAGGUUAUGUACCUGCUCAGCUACCAGUGAAAAAUACGCCGCCUGUAGUUUCACCCCAGCCGGCGAGUUCUAGUUACGUUAUGGCUAGCCUUCCACCGACCUCAUUUUCGGGGGGUGCACCACCAAUUAUCCCCAAUCCCAAAUCGUCCGCAACCGGCUACGUGAUGAGAGAAGAACCACAAGCUAAUUUAAUGUUAGGAAAACAAACACAAAAAACUCUAGGAGCAGACACCUUGCCGAAUACACCCUCAUUGUCCCCUGCAGCAAAAAUGGGUGCUGACAGUAGUUAUAUGCAAUUGCAUUCAUUAGACUCCUUGCCUAGCUUUAAACCUAGCAUACGAAAUGCGGUGCCGAUGAAACCGGCCGCCAGCGGAUACGUGAGUCCCACAGAUCACGUCAUCAAUAAACAUCUCAACAACAUAUUGACCGCGGGUCAGCUCACGGAGGAGUCGGCGAUACUGGAUCCCUCGAUGUCGCCCGACGCAUACUGUAGAUUUUCAUGGAGCACUGAUCCGGCGAAUGACAAUUUACACUCUCUUCUCGCUGACUCACCCUCAAGAACCUCAAAGAAUUAACUAGUAGA
Aricia agestis (brown argus) is the source of this 4071-nucleotide messenger RNA. RefSeq names its product cytokine receptor (gene dome). The transcript has a single exon. The record is from RefSeq and is a predicted model, not a curated record. The coding region runs from base 314 to 4063 and encodes 1249 amino acids. Gene Ontology annotation, molecular function: protein binding. NCBI's taxonomy places the organism in Eukaryota, Metazoa, Arthropoda, Insecta, Lepidoptera, Lycaenidae.